This is a messenger RNA of Echinops telfairi (small Madagascar hedgehog), 1244 nucleotides long. It is a transcript of the gene NR0B2, whose product is annotated as nuclear receptor subfamily 0 group B member 2. Gene Ontology annotation, molecular function: transcription factor binding; transcription corepressor activity. The record is from RefSeq and is a predicted model, not a curated record. NCBI's taxonomy places the organism in Eukaryota, Metazoa, Chordata, Mammalia, Afrosoricida, Tenrecidae. The transcript has 2 exons. Gene Ontology annotation, biological process: negative regulation of transcription by RNA polymerase II; circadian rhythm. Gene Ontology annotation, cellular component: cytoplasm; nucleus. Bases 132 to 902 code for a protein of 256 amino acids.
GAUUUUUACAAUGAACAUGAACGACUUCUGGAGUCAAGGUUGUCCUGGCAGGCCCCGGGGAGUAUAAAUAGUGCCCACAGUGAAGAGCAGCAGGCUGCAGAGCCAGGAGGAAGGAGGAGCAGAUCCCGACCAUGAGCUCCGACCAGCCGGCCUGCUCAUGCCGGGCUGCCGCAGGCCGCCCCGCCAUCCUGUACGCGCUCCUGAGCCCCAGCCUCACGGCCAGGCCCUCUGUGCCCCGCACACGGAGCCGCUGCCUGUGCAGGCAGCACCGGCCUGUCUGCCUGAAUAACCCCCAACGCACCUGCCAGGAGGCCCUGGAUGUUCUGGCCAAGAUGGUGACCUUCCUCAGGAACCUGCCAUCCUUCUGCCAGCUGCCCCGCCAGGAUCGGCGGUGGCUCCUGCGUGCCUGCUGGGGCCCCCUCUUCCUGCUGGGGCUGGCCCAAGACAUGGUGAUCUUUGAGGUGGCCGAACUCCCGGUGCCCAGCAUCCUGAAGACAAUCCUCCUGGAGGAGCCAGGCGGCAGCGGCCCACUGCCCGGCAGGCCCCAGCCCUCGCUGGCUGCAGUGCGGUGGCUGCAGUGCUGUCUGGAGUCGUUCUGGAGCCUGGAGCUGGGCCCCAAAGAGUAUGCCUGCCUGAAAGGAGCCAUCCUCUUCAACCCUGACGUGCCAGGCCUCCACGCCUCCUCUCAAAUCGGGCACCUGCAGCAGGAGGCUCACCAGGCGCUGUGUGAAACCCUGGAGCCCUGGUGGCCGACGGGCCACGGCCGGCUGGUUCACACCCUCCUCAUGGCCUCCACUCUCAAGUGCAUCCCCGCCGGCCUGCUUGGAGACCUGUUUCUUCGCCCUAUCAUUGGGGACGUCGACGUCGCUGGCCUUCUCGAGGACAUGCUUUUACCAAACUGACCUGCUGCGGCCUGGGCAGAGACCAGGUGUGGGCAGGGGAAGGUUGUCCCCAGAAGCCACCUUGUGCUCCUGGAAGGGGAAGCCCGGGCAGACAACGACCUGGGCCCUGUCCAGUCUGAGGAGCUCUGGGGCCCUCACUCUGCCCCACCCAUCCUGCUUGGACUUCGUUGCUUUGGACCCGGUGACCCGGCUGUCAGGCUGGCCCUCGGUGGCACCCAGAGCCUCUGGCCCAAGACUUCAGUCCCUGGAACAUGAGCUGCUCAGUCAACCGAGCGUCUCACUGGCUUUGUACAGAACUUUAACUUAUCGUUGUAUUUUUUUAAUAAAAGGUGUUUCAACCUU